GUUAACCACCUUCUCAAAAGGUGUGAGGCAGCACAACGUUCAGAACGUUCCAAGCGGAGCACGGCCCCGAGUCAGGGCGAAUUCUUCGCGCGAUGAAUGCAGCAGACGCUUUCGUGAGGACGCGGCCGAUCCGCCCCAAUAAUGGAGAAUGUUCGUAACCCAAUAUGCCGGUGCCGAUUGCGAGCUCGUGGUCCCAGCGAUCCCGCUUUGCUUGAAUAGAACAGUGGCCGGGUGUGCAGGUGUAGAUCAACGCGUCCUGGCCAGCAUUGUCUUGACACAAACCCAAUCGCUAACCACGUACAAUUUCACAUCGCAUGCAUUCCAGAACCGACCUUGCAGGACGUGCAUCGGCAUCCGAUAUUGGCAUAGAACGCCUGCGCCCAAGGACAUGUAGCGGCUUGCACAAACACUUGCGCAGGGCUGUCCUGACGCUGCUCAGGUACGAAACCCACAGACUUGUAAGCCCCAACGUCAAGCAGGCCAGAAUAAUCCCAGGUCCCGGUUUGAGGCUUCCGGUGCAUUACUCAGUAUACCAACCGCGGACUGUACCGCGCAAAAAUAUGACUGUCUUCUCCCACAUCGUCGGGAUCUCUGUACCUUCUGGAAACUCUCCUUCCUCCGAACGUUGUCGAAGCUCCCAACUAAAACACAUAUUUUGUUGGCAAACUUUGUACUUCUGCCGCUACUGUCUCAUGUCAUAUCUGGAAGACAACCACUCUCGCCGGAGCUAAACCACACCGUGUUAUACAACCACAGGACUUUUGAGGGCCUUAUGGCCAAUGUCAUCUUGAAGGCCAUCUAUAUUGUCUCAAUUUAAGUAACACAGUCAUGGGAGGUGGAAUAAAUCCUCCACCGGAGGUGCUUCAACAAUGGGCAAAGAUAGCGAAUCCCGAGCACCCUUCACAAACCCGCGGCUGGGGUCUGGUGAUUCUCUGCGUUGUGCUUUUCACCUUUGCUCUCGCCGUCGUCGUCGCUCGAUUAUGGGCACGGCUCAUGAUCAGGCGCACAGCAGGAAUCGAUGACAUCGUCAUCGUGCUUGCCAUGAUACCGACUGCCGGUCUCGCUCUUUCGACCGCUCUCGCCUCUCGCCUCUACGGCUUCAAUCGUCAUGCGUGGGACCUUACUCCUGAGUUGGCGCAACAAAGUCGCAAGCUCACCUUGGUGAUGGAAGUCACCUACAUGGCCUCGACGUGUUUGACCAAAAUCUCGAUCCUGCUCUUCUACCGAAGGAUGUCCGACGGCGCAAUCAGCUCCAUAUUCCGUACGAUUGGAUAUAUCAGCAUCGCCUCUGUCGUUGCGUAUAUGUUUGCUUUCAGCUUGGCGGGCGUCCUUGGAUGUCGCCCGAUUAGUGCCUACUGGCUGCAAGUUGAUCUUACAUGGGCAUCAACCCAUCCUCGUGGCAAGUCGUAUCAAUGCAUAAACGAGGGCGCAAUGAUACUAUCGGCUUGUGCAGUCAGCAUAGUCCAAGACUUCCUAGCUUGUGGACUACCUCUUCCAUUGUUCUGGAAACUUCAGCUUCCGAAGCGUCAAAGAAUUGCCUUGGCCGCCAUCUUCAGCGUGGGCUUCUUUCUCUGCAUCACUGGUUGCCUUCGUCUAUACUACGUCCACAAGAUUUACUACACCACAUACGACGUAACUUGGGUAGCAUGGGAUGCGUGGAUCUGGACAGUUAUUGAAGCCCAUCUCGCCAUCAUUUGCAGCUCUGCCCCGGCGCUCAAAACUUUCUUCAAGCGUUACCUGGGCUCAUUAUCCCUCACAGGCGCUUCGUCAUGGACACGAAGACAACGUACCUACGGUCGGAAAACUACGGGUUUCUCCGCACACCACCACUCAGGUCUUGCAACGUCUUCUACCACUAAUCUGGACGGCGGACACGGCAAAGCUUACGAAUUGGGGGGCAUUAGCGUAACAAAAGCUGUCGAGAUAGAGACGAGAAGUGUGCCCAUGAUCGUGGGCGAGAAAUCGGCGAAGAGCUCGCUUAGCGAGGAGGAGCGAAUCUCUCAUUCUCCAGAUCCUACGAACAGAUCGCCGUGGCUUUACGUCGACCCUCCAAAGCCACAUCAAAAUGUAUAAGCUGUACCGUAUAGAAUUGACGUCCUCCAUAAUCCACGACGCACACCAGGAUUCGAAAACUUAUCUGUAGUCAUAUCAGACAGACCAACCAUUUGCAUUUGUCUAGACGAGGACACCUCCGCGGCAUAUCAAAUUUUCGCUUGGCUGGCAAGCGAAGCGGCUUGCGUCUUGCUCCCCAGAGUCUUCGUGCACGGCGCCAAGCGAUCACAGGGGUUCCGUACAGGGUCUGCCGAUCAAAGAAGCUUCUCUCCUCAGACAGGGGCAGCACGGGAAGCAGCGGCGGAUACCGAGGCAUGCUUGCACACAACGAGAGGCGUGCCCGCACUACAAGCAUCCCAUGUCCCAUACAUAACAAACAUCUUCUUUCGAACCUUUCGACGUCCCCCCAAUUCUCUUUGGUUGCAUCAAGCUGUUGCAAAAGCGGAAAAUCCAAAAAAAGGUAGCGAUUGUUUCAUUCCCAUGUCGGGAGCCUCUUCAAUCCAAAACAAGGGCUAGACUUUCACAUUAAUUCCGCCAGUCAUACGGAGUGCUUUUCGAUGGCUAGAGAGAGGCGGCUUGUAUAUACUCCUCGCUUCUGAGCCACCUUAUUUGCCUUCUCUCCUCCACUUUGCAGCCUUUUGGUUUCUGGGCCAAGUUUGCAGGCCCAAGGACUGCAGCCCUACCGAUUCCUCGAAGGGGCUCGAGCCGCGAGAAGAUUUUCUAUCUCGCGGCCCAUUUCUGCGUUUAUCUCACAAAUUUUGCGCGAGACUGAGAGGUUUUUUUUUUCUUGGGUUCGGCAUUGGCAGGUGCUGCGACACGAGCGUCUAAUUGACAGGGAUAUGCGCUUCCCAUGCGGCACACCACCUCAGGACGGCACGCAUGCCGGUGUUGCGGGUUAUGAUCAAAUUUGCAGACACUUGGCUAACACUCCUCAUCGGUUCAAACUAGAGUCGAAACCGGCACGCACACUAGUUGCCCAAGUGCCGUUGUCUAUGUGGUCGCUAGAAGUAAUGCAUCCUACCGUAUCACGAUUGUUGAUCGCAUGGAGCUUACAGAGGGAAAGACUUGCUUCGCCGCUUGUGUACCUUGUGGCGCGAGUCCCACAAAAACUGUCCGUUAGAUUACUUAGAAGCGGGAAGUUCCGUCAGAGUUUCUGCCUGACCAACGGUCAACCUGUGAAGCCUAAAAAGGAGCAACUCCAUCAGCGACAUCAUUUAUGUAACGACGUUCAGAUUUGGGACCGUUGAUCUAAGAUUGC
Verruconis gallopava is the source of this 3310-nucleotide messenger RNA. RefSeq lists its product as uncharacterized. The record is from RefSeq and is a predicted model, not a curated record. Lineage: Eukaryota; Fungi; Ascomycota; Dothideomycetes; Venturiales; Sympoventuriaceae. The transcript is spliced from 3 exons. The coding region runs from base 829 to 2073 and encodes 414 amino acids.